AUGCCUCCCAAGAAAGGCGCCACCAAUGAGCCGAAGAAGGCGAAGCCGUCUGUGGCGGACAAGACGUUCGGCAUGAAGAACAAGAAGGGAGGUGCCGCACAGAAACAGAUUCAGCAAAUCGCCGCCAGCACAGCAUCCGCAAAAGGUCCCGAAGCCAAGAAGAAGGAGGCCGAGAAGCUCGCACGAGAGAAGGAAAAGGCCGCUGCUGAAGCCGCUGCGAAGGAGGUCGCUGAUUUGUUCAAGCCGGUUCAGACACAAAAGAUUCCAUUCGGCGUCGAUCCUAAGACGAUUCUCUGCCAAUUCUACAAAAAGGGCCAUUGCGACAAGGGCAGGAAGUGUAAGUUCAGCCAUGACCUCAAUGUGGAGCGGAAACAAGAGAAGAAGAAUCUGUACACGGACAUGCGAGAGGGAGACGAAGAGGGCGAGGAGGACGGCAAGAAGAAGGACGACAUGGCAGACUGGGACGAAGAGAAGCUACGACAAGUCGUGAUGAGCAAGCACGGGAACCCGAAGACGACAACAGACAAGGUGUGCAAAUUCUUCAUCGAGGCUGUGGAGAAUGGAAAGUACGGCUGGUUCUGGAUAUGUCCGAAUGGUGGCGAUAAGUGCAUGUACAAGCACUCUCUCCCACCUGGGUUCGUGCUGAAGACGAAGGAGCAACGUGCGGCGGAGAAAGCGUUGAUGGAUAAGUCGCCGCUGAACACACUCACGUUGGAGGAUUUCCUGGAAAGCGAGAGACAUAAGUUGAGCGGGACGCUGACGCCUGUCACGCCGGAGACGUUCGCGAAGUGGAAGAAGGAGCGACUGGAUAAGAAGGCUGCGGAGGCUCAGGCACAGGCCAUGAAGGAGGCUACGGGUAGGGCGUUGUUCGAGAAGGGCGACUGGCAAGGAAGCGACUCCGAGGCGGAGAGUGAUGAUGACGAUGACGAUGAUGGAGGCUUCAAUCUGGAUGCGCUACGACGGGAGACCGAGGCUGCACGCGAGGAGAAGGAAGCAGAACGACUGGCUGCAUUGGGCGGUGGAGGGUCAUGA
Molecule: messenger RNA, 1032 nt
Organism: Zymoseptoria tritici IPO323
Lineage: Eukaryota; Fungi; Ascomycota; Dothideomycetes; Mycosphaerellales; Mycosphaerellaceae
Exons: 1
Coding region: 1-1032 (343 amino acids)
Biological process (GO): cytoplasmic translation
Cellular component (GO): cytosol
Molecular function (GO): metal ion binding; mRNA binding
Source: RefSeq, a predicted model, not a curated record